Molecule: messenger RNA, 1413 nt
Organism: Kockovaella imperatae
Lineage: Eukaryota; Fungi; Basidiomycota; Tremellomycetes; Tremellales; Cuniculitremaceae
Exons: 2
Coding region: 249-1154 (301 amino acids)
Source: RefSeq, a predicted model, not a curated record
CACAGUGUCCUCUGUGACACGAAGCAUGCGGUUGAGCGAUCUAGCUUCCAGUUCGGUCACAGACUUCCCCUCCACUUUUUUUUUUGCUUUCGCUCCCGAGCCGCGUAAAAUAUCAGCAUCCCCGAAGAACCGGAUAUGAACGACAUAGGGUAUGCGACAUGCAUCAGCAUAGGAACAGACGAAUCACAUCUCUCUCUCUCUACUUCAGUCACUUGCCGUCGCUCGCUUGACCCGCCACCUGCCUCACUAUGAAAGUUUUUGUCACCGGAGCCACUGGCCGUCUCGGCGCCUUGGUCACUCAACACCUCGUCGAACGCGGACACACUGUCGGUGGUUUGGUUCGGUCAGAGGCUUCUGCAGCAAAGAUCAAGGGGCCGUCCGUUGAACCCAUCAUUGGCUCUCUCCAAGACCUCGAGCUCUUGACCCGCAUGGCUCAAUCUCACGACGCAGUGAUCAAUUGUGCCUUUGACCACUCGGGAGAUUUCGACAAGGCGUCAAAAGAGGAAGCCGCCUCAGCCCAGGCGAUCAUCAAAGGUCUUGAAGGGAGCGGAAAGAAAUUCAUCUUCACCUCUGGAUUCAUGAUUGGCCAAGAUUGGAGCUCAGCCGAACGAGACGAGACAUUUAUGUCAAAUCCCUCGGGACUCGCACGAACAGAUACAGAGCGUAUGGUUCUCGAUUCGCAAAAAGCUGGUGUCACGCCCAUCAUUAUGCGACUCUCAGCGGUGACUCACACCGCUAAACCUCCCCAUUGGUUCCUCUACGCCAUUCAUGGCAUCUCCCAAAGCUUCGGAUUCCUCCCUUACAUCGGUGACGGGUCGCAACGGUGGACGACUUGCAAUGCCGAAGACGCGUCCUUACUCUACGCGCUUGCUCUAGAGACGGCCGAAGCCGGGACUCACGUACAUGCGGUCCAAGAAACCAUCACCGUCAAAGAUCUGGUCGAAGCUGUAGGCAGGAAGACUGGUCAAAAGACCGGUUCGAUUACCGCUGAGCAAGCUGGCCCCAUGGGACUGGUCGGAAUGCUCAUGUCGGUGGAUCAGAAUAUCUCCAGCAAGUGGACAAGGGAGCACUUCGGAUGGACACCAAAAGGUCAGACCUUGCUCGAGGAAAUAGCCAAUGCUCAAGAAGGAUUUCUCUCAAACGGCGGGCACUAGAUCUCCGUAUUCCUGUUCGAAUCAAGAUUGUGCAUGCAAAUUUACAGAUUGUGUGGUGGAUGCAACGGUUCAGCUUGUUCAGAAUACCUUCUUCAGCUGCUCAAAGAAAGUGAAUGUCAACAUGGUAGUCGGGCUCAUCCGCAACCAUGCCGGCAGCCAGCCUCUGAAAAGGACUCUGAGUCCCUCGCGGCGUAACGACUUGGUAAUGAUGCUCAUGGCCGUCUGUGACACAUCAGCGAUGCUUUGAUCGAGCGAACUU